Alternaria arborescens is the source of this 1665-nucleotide messenger RNA. RefSeq lists its product as hypothetical. The coding region runs from base 1 to 1665 and encodes 554 amino acids. Gene Ontology annotation, molecular function: oxidoreductase activity. The transcript has a single exon. Lineage: Eukaryota; Fungi; Ascomycota; Dothideomycetes; Pleosporales; Pleosporaceae. The record is from RefSeq and is a predicted model, not a curated record. Gene Ontology annotation, cellular component: cytoplasm.
AUGGUUCUUAGAAGGGUUGUCACAACAUGCUCUCAACCCAACACCAGUCACCACGAAGUACAAGAUACCGUCAUCCACGAUCCAAACCAUGACAUUAAAACCGGGAAACAACCCCAAGACUUCCUCCCCGUCCCCAACCCAAUGUCCAGCUACUGGCUCAAACAACCCCAUCCCUACGCCAAACUCCGCACAACACCGCACCUCCCCGUCUCCUGCGACAUCGCCAUCAUCGGCUCCGGAAUGGCCGGUAUCCUGACCGCCUACCACAUCCUACAGACCUCGCAUGCCAAUUUCCGCCAGGCUGGUACACCCAUGCCUCGCAUUGUCCUCCUAGACGCACGGGAUCUCUGCAGUGGCGCCACGGCCCGUAACGGCGGGCACUCAAAAGUCAAAACAGCCACGCUCACCAGUCUCGCGGAUGGCGCUGCCAGAACAGCGUUUCAAGACUACGUGCACCGCACGCACGUGGAGCUGAAAUCACUCGUCGACGCCGAAGGUCUCGCAGUAAAGUGCGAAUUCGAAUUACGUCGCAGUUUUGAUGUGUUUCAAGACAAGGAGGAGUUUGAGGGCGUGAAGAUGGCAUACGAUGAAGAUGCGAGGGUAGGGGAAGGUUGGACUAAGAGGACGAGCGUGGUGCCUGGGGAGUGGGUGGAGAGGAUCACAGGGGUGAGGGGGUCCGUCGGGGCGUUUAGCGUUGAAAGUGCGAGUUUCUGGCCGUACAAGCUUGUGUGUGGAGUGCUUGAAAGAAUGGUGGAGAAAUUUGGAGAGGUAUUGAAUGUACAGAUGAAUACGGUCGUGACUCGACUUGCCUCUUCCCCGUCGACAGCCAGUGUUGAGAGGACGUCCCGCGAUGCCAAUACCACUGCCACCACCACCACCCGAGUGGUGAACAUAUUGGAAACACCCCGAGGUACUCUCACGGCGAAAAAAGUGGUCCUCGCAACAAAUGCGUACACAGUCUCUCUCCUCCCUUCCUUCAGCAAGACGAUUGUACCGUACAAAGGCAUGAAUAGUCACCACGCGCCUUCUCCAUCCGCAUCAUCUUCCUCGCCCCAUUCAAACCACACCAACCACGCCACACAAUCUCACUUGAACAACACCUACAACAUCCACUUCGCCCCACUAUCCCCCAAACAACCCACGGGGUGCGACUACCUAAAUCCCCGCCCGGACGGCUCCAUCGUCGUCGGAGGCGGCAGCUGGUUCUACCAGAACAAGCACAACGAGAAAGAUGACAGUUGUGAUGAUGAUAGAUAUGCCUGGCUCAAUACGGUAGACGACAGCACAGAAACUGGACAUUUCCCAGCAGACGUUUAUGCGCACUGGACACACUACAUGUCCAACACUUUCUUCAAUCAUCCUCUCCCGUCUUCUUCUUCUCGUUUCGAACCAGAUAGUAUCUGGACAGGUAUCCAGGGUAAGACGAACAAUGGUAUGCCGCAUAUCGGACGGGUUCCUCCUCCUCCUCCUCCUCCUGACAAAAGGGACAAGCAGCAGCAGCAGUGGAUGUUGGCCGGUUUCAAUGGCGGAGGCAUGGCACUGAUUCCCCUAGCAGCCAAAGCAGUGGCGAAGAUGGUGCUACGGGAUUUGGACUUUGAACACGUGCAAGACGAGUUUGGACUGCUAGAGGGCAUGGGCACAGGGGAUGCGAGGAUGGUGUCGUGA